AACAAGUGUCUGCUCUGGAUCCUGAAGUGAUGGAUUUUUGUGUCAGUCUUUCUAGCGGGGGAGACAGUACGCGAGUAUCUGGUCAGCAUAGAAAAUCUUUGCACGCGACGUAUUCAUUCAAACCAACCUUUCCUUGGUCCGGUCCCUCCCGUUUUCCCAGUGGAAAUUAAAAUGAUUUUAGGGGAGACGACAUCAUGACGUAUAUUACGUAAAUUGCGUAGAACCAGAACAAUCAUUCGCGGUAAGAGCAGAUCCAAAGCCAGUCGUGUUGGGAACGGGAACAACUACGUCACGUUUAUAGGAGAGAAGCAGGAAAAAACGAAAACCGAUAGACGGAGGGAAGCAGCAAUCAGUCGUUCCGGACAAUCAAACCAGAGCCCGGAUUUGGAUUUGAGUCGUCUGUUUUGUCUACGCUGCAGAAUAAAUAGCGAGCCAUUCACUGAGUUAUGGAUCAGCGUUAUAUAUUUAUACUGUAGAGCGCGGAGAAUGGCUGAAACGAACAAACUGCAACUCGUCCAGUCCUGAGAGGACAGGUGAGGCGUAAAAGGAUAACGUGCUAGAUACGAAUGAGAAACGAAUGUGACGUUAUCGGCGGUAACGUUAGGUGAUGAUAUUGAGUUAUAAACACAGCCACUGUGUUGAUUUAUAUGUGUUAGAAUGUGUAUAGCCACGACCUUCUUAGGCAUUGCCUGAUUUAUGUGCCCUGGUUCGGAAGCUAGCUCGUAUCGGAAUACUGUGGCACCAUAGACGGAAGCACCUGUGUGGUCAGUUUAGGCUCGGAAGCCCCGCCACAGGCGGCCGAUCCAGCGGUGUCAUUCCCCCGGUACCACCCCGGAGGUAGAGCCCCUGUUCGGGCCGGCUCUGGAGUGGGAAAGGGGCUGAAAAGCGGAGGAUGGGAGGUCGAAGGGAACCGCAGAAGCGGAAUACGAGAAGGUACCGAUACAACACAGGGUCGUGAUGCCGGGCAUGGUGGUGUUUCGCCGGCGCUGGUCAGUGGGCAGUGAUGACCUGGUGCUCCCCGCCCUCUUUCUCUUCCUGCUACACUGUGCCUGGCUGGUGAUUCUGUCCAUGGUUGUGUUCAGCCUGCCGUACGGUUUGGGUCGGUCCUGCUCGGUCACACUGGUGGACCACGGGCGGGGCUACCUGGGCAUCCUGGUCAGCUGCCUGAUCUGUGAGAGCGCCAUCAUGUGGCUGAGCAUGAGAGGCAGCAUCCUUUACACAGAGCCCCGCGACGCCGUGCAGUACGUCCUGUACAUACGACUGGCUAUACUCCUGGUGGAGCUGGUCUACGCAGUGGUGGGAAUCAUCUGGUUGGUGCAGUUUUACCAGCCGUGCUCAGACCUCAUGGCCAAGAACCUCACGCUCGGAAUUGUGGCAUGUAAUUGGCUGGUGAUCUUCAGUUUCUUCAUCACCCUCCUGUGUACCUUCGACCCCACGGGGCGCACCUUUGUCAAGCUAAAGGCCACACGCAGACGCAAGCGCACCCUAACCACUUACACACUCAGACACAGGUUAGAGGAAGGCCAGGCCAGCAGCUGGACCAGGAGGCUCAAGCUAAUCAUGUGCUGCACCAGAGCUCAGGACUCCCAGUCUGAUGCCUACGCUGAGGUAGCCAUGCUUUUUGCGGAGUUCUUCAGGGACCUGGACAUUGUGCCCAGUGACAUCAUCGCGGGCCUGGUUCUGUUGAGGCAGAGGCAGAGGGCCAAGCGGUCAACCAUUUUGGAUCAGGUGAGAAAGAACAACGCAGCAAAAGAGGGAGGGAGGAAAUGGCAGCAAAUCGGCUCAAGCGGCGGUGCCUCCGCGUCCAAAGCUCAUCGGGCGCACGUCGAAAGUCGCCACGUUUUCUCCGCGGGCAGCGAGUUUCCGACGGAGUGGCAUAACGGAGUCAUAACGGCGCCACCUGCUCGUGCCAACAAUGACAUUCUAGCCUUUUUGUCUGGAAUGCCAGUCACCCGUAACACCAUGUACCUGGACCUGAAGAAUUCUGCUGAGAUGGCCAUGUAUAAGGACGUGUGCUACUACAUGCUGUUUGCUCUGGCAGCGUACGGCUGGCCCAUGUACCUCCUGAGGAAGCCUGGCUGUGGGCUCUGUCACCUGGCUAGCUCCUGUCCCUGUGUGUCGGUAUCAGGCUCUCAGCUCUCCCAGUCUGUGACGGUGGAGGAGGAUAACUGCUGUGGCUGUAACCUGCUGGCCAUCCGCAGGCACUUCCUGGACCAGGACCUGAAGCAGGUCCACAUCGUCUACACUUCCUGUCACGAUGAUGUUUACGAGACCCCCUUCUUCGUGGCGGUGGAUCACGACAAGAAGAAGGUGAUCAUCAGCAUCCGGGGAACCCUGUCGCCCAAAGAUGCCCUGACUGACUUGACGGGAGACGCGGAGCGUUUGCCUGUGGACGAGCCCCAAGGCACCUGGCUGGGCCACAAGGGUAUGGUUUUCUCUGCAGAGUACAUUAAGAAGAAACUGGAGCAGAAUAUGAUUCUGUCACAAGCGUUUGGCAGAGACCUGGGAAAGGGCACUAUGCACUACGGGCUGGUGAUCGUGGGGCACUCAUUGGGGGCGGGCACAGCUGCCAUCCUUUCCUUCCUGCUCCGCCCCCAGUAUCCCACACUGCACUGCUACUCCUACUCGCCCCCUGGUGGCCUGCUCAGUGAGGAUGCAAUGGAGAUCUCCAAAGAGUUUGUCACUGCUGUGGUUUUGGGGAAAGACCUGGUCCCCAGGCUUGGCCUCUCUCAGCUGGAAGGCUUCAGGCGCCACCUACUGGAGGUUUUACAGAAGAGCAACAAGCCAAAGUGGAGGAUCAUCAUGGGGGGCACAAAGUGCAUCCCCAAAUCGGAGCUGCCGGUGGACGACCCCCCCCAGGCCCCAGGGGACGCCGCCCCCAGCGCCCGCCUGUGGCUGCACCCCAGUGACCUCAGCAUGGCCCUGUCCUCCUCCACCCCCCUCUACCCCCCCGGCAAGAUCAUCCACGUGGUGCACAACCACCCCGCCGAGAGCUGCUGUGGUCAGGAGGAGCCCACCUACUCCGCUCUCUGGGGGGAUAACAAGGCCUUCGACGAGGUCAUCAUCUCCCCCGCCAUGCUGAACGAGCACCUGCCCCAUAUGGUGAUGGAAGGCCUCAAUAAGGUUCUAGAGAACUACAACAAGGGGAAGACGGCCUUGCUGUCGGCCGCCAAGAUCAUGGUGAGCCCCACGGAGGUGGACCUGGCCCCCGACUCCUUCUUCCUGGGACCCCCGAAUCCAAACCUGCGCAGGAACAGCAGUGUCCGGUCCUGCGUGCCCUCUGAGUUGUCUCUGGAAGGCUUCUCGGAGUGUGGUCCUCCCGGGGGGGUGCGUGGGCACCUCACGGUGGGGCACUGGGGAGGUCUGAAAGCGCCCCUGGCCGCGACGGAGAGCCUGUCGGACGCCGAGUCCCUGUACAGCGUGGACAUCCCGCGAGGCUCCCUCAGCCCCGCCUUCCCCCGCCACGCCCUGACGCUCAAAAACUCCUCGGGCUCCGCCCCCGGCCGCGGGCCCAGAUACCCCCACCACCUGUCCCCCUCCAUGGCGAAAUACCCCUUCUACAUCUCCGCCCCAGCCCCUUGCUACCCUCUCCACCUCUCCCCUCCAACGCCCCCCAGAUACCCCCACCACCUCUUCCCUCCCGCCCCCAGCUACCCUUUCCAUCUCUCCCCUCCCACGCCCCCUAAAUACCACCACCUCCCCUCGGCUAAGCCCUACCCGGGUCCGCGGCCUCAGACUGUCAUAGGCUCGGGGCUCCACCAGGUGGCGCCGAACCCGUACACGGACUUCCUCUCCACGGGCUGCAGGGACUUCUCCCGGACCCUGGCCCUGCCGAGCUUGCACUGCUCCCCCACGGGGCCCGCUCACCCCCGGGCCGGCCCCCAGAACCAGGAGGCCUCAGAGGAGGAGGAGGAGGGCGGUGCGACGAGGCAGGGAGGAGAACCCGAGCCCAGCGCGGAAACGGAACCGGCGUCUUCGCUGCCCGACAGCGCCCCCUGCCAGACCGUGCUGGAGUUUUCCCAGCUCCUGGACAACCUGUUCCGGCUGGACGGCAGCGACCGGCCCACGCUGGGCUUCUCCGACGAGGAGUCCGAGUCGGGGCGUGGCUCGUACGACCUGGAGGAGGGGCUGGACGAGGGGCCCCGGACGGGACGGGGCCGGGCCCCGAAACCCGACCAGUCCUCCAGCCUGUCGCUCUCGUCCUCCUUCCCGCUCUCCUCGUCGGGGGAGCUGAAUGACCUUUCGCCCUUGGACGGGAGCCUCCCCCUGCAGUCCGCUGCCCUCUACACCGGAGAAAGCGUGCUCUCCUCCCUCGUCUGACACAGCUGGCUGUCCCCCCUGUGUACUGCAGCUCUCUCUGUCCCUCUCUCAUUCUCUAACUCUCUCUCUGUCCCUCUCUCAUUCCCUAACACUCUCUCUGUCCUUCUCUCAUUCUCUAACUCUCUCUGUCCUUCUCUCUAACUCUCUCUCUGUCAUUCUCUAACUCUCUCUCUGUCCCUCUGUCAUUCUCUAACUCUCUCUCUGUCCCUCUCUCAUUCUCUAACUCUCUCUCUGUCCCUCUCUCAUUCUCUAACUCUCUCUCUGUCCCUCUCUCAUUCUCUAACUCUCUCUCUGUCCCUCUCUCAUUCUCUAACUCUCUCUCUGUCCCUCUCUCAUUCUCUAACUCUCUCUCUGUCCCUCUCUCAUUCUCUAACUCUCUCUCUGUCCCUCUCUCAUUCUCUAACACUCUCUCUGUCCCUCUCUCAUUCUCUAACUCUCUCUCUGUCCCUCUCAUUCUCUAACACUUCGUUACUCUUUGUUCAUCUCUUUCACUCUAUCACUGCCUCACUUUCUCUCUCCUGCUCUCUUACAUUUCUCUGCUCUUUCUCUCUCUUGCUCUUUCACUCUAGCACUGCCUCACUUUCACCUUCUUUCUCCCUCUUGCUCUCUCUGUUACACUUCUCCACUCUUUUUCUCCUUCAUCUUCUCUCUCUUCAUCUCUUUCACUCCGGCACUUUGUCUCACUUUUUUCCCCCGCUCUCUUUCUCUCUCUGUACUGAACGGGGUCAGAAAAUGGCUGACUGUCCGGGCCUAUGAAGCCAGGUGAUCAGUUACACGGGUACAGUGCCUAAUGAGUGAACAAACACUUGCAUGGAAACGUUCGUUUUUUUAAGCGUUAUUGUUAUGAACGGUAUACCCGACCAGGCGAUGUCUGCCAGGCUGGGUUUUUCACCGCCCCCCCUCCCCCCCCACCCAACCCCCCCUCAGUAGUCUGCGCACGCUGCUACGGGAUUGCUACGUCCCUGUCGCGGUACUUACAUCAUGCUACGCUACGUUAAUAACACUUUCUACGACGCGUUAGAGACAUGUUCAUAAUGAAGCUGUUAAGAGUUAUAAACUAUGCUAAAGAUGCUAACGGAAGAAAGAUGCAUCGGCUAGCAUUUGAAUUGGAGCCUGCAUCGGUUGGGGUAGUUUGAAUACAGCACUCCUUCAUUGAAACAUUAAAAUAUUUUUAAAAAGGUCUUAAAAUUCUUGAAGUCAUUACAGUUAUAGUUUAAAAUUGUGAAUAUUAAUAUACAACAUUAAUUAUGUAUAUUUAUAACUGAAUAUAAUGAAUAAAAUCUGCAUUAUAACUGAUUAUGAAUGUAUUUAUAUAGGAAUAUAGAUACAGGCUUCAUAGAAAGUGUUACCUUAACCCUUAACACUUUCCAAGUAGGUUUGGCUCAUAGGCACGUUGGGUAAUACCUGUGAACCAAAGGGGAAAAUGUAACACGCUCAUGCUGUCUUUUCUGGCCAUUUUGAAUUCUGUUUAUUAGGUGCAAAUGUUUUGACUGACAAACCUUCACCAGAGCCUUAGAUAGAAGGCAAGCUGGUUCCUGUAUCUGUGUCCCUAUUGCCACUUGUCUUAAACUAUCAUUUCAUACACAUGAUUAUCUAUAAUUCAGUAUGACAUAAUGCAGGCUAAAAAAAAGAAUUCAUGGAUAAGGAUUUUUAUGGUGUGGCGAGGUAUGAAAUUGAGCACAUAUUGAAAUAUCUUUGCAUGACUGCAUGCUGUGAUAUACAGGAAAUCGGUUUAUAUUGUCUGGUUUAUCAGAAUACACUAAUGUCACUUUGAAGAAUAAAGAACUGCUACAGUAAUAUAUAGAUAUACAAGAGGUGUAAAUAUUACUGUACAUGAUGUUUGAAAUGUCAUGUUUUUAUUAAAUGUAUUCAAGAGUCGUUUAAUACUCAAAAACAAAUGGCAAAAUAAUAGAAAAACCAUUAUGGAUACUUUAUGUACUCUUUAAUUUGACAAUUACACUCCUUAAACUAUGAAUGGGGGUUAGUGGGCUUUUUAAAGUAAUGAAACUUAUAUUUAUAAGUGAUAUGUUUUGUUUGUUUAAAAAAAAAGCAAUACCCAAAGAUUGAUUAUCCAGGUCCAGUCAACGUCAAAUAUUCAUUUUGUUCUUUUGUUGCUGAAUUAAUUUAGAAUCUGAAUUUUGAAUCUUUUCCAUAAGGCUUUUUCUAAAGAUUAGGAAAUAUUUGAACAAUGAUGGGGGUAAACCAACGUCGCUAUAUAUGCUCUGGUGAAGAUUUUUCAAAGGAACUUUAGCACUUAGUAAAAAUGGUAAGAAUCCAAAGCAAAUCUGUUACAUUUUUGCUCUGAUUAGCUGAUAACAGUCUGUUGACGUGUCAGAAGGUUAUUUCAAUAAGCAAAAAAAUAACUGCUUUUAUUGCUUUGCUUGACGGGCGCACAUAAAAAGUGACUUACACUUACACCCUUUACAUGUUCUAAUGAUUGUUGUAAGCCUCGGUCCUUUACCCAGGCACAACACUUUCGUCUCUAAUCAGUGGACAGGAAAAGCCUUACCUAGCCAGUCAUUCUCAUUCACGAAUCAAACAUUAAUGCUAGUCACAACCACACCCAAAGGAGAGAGUCGGACACUCCCUCUCCUCUGAUUGGGUGGAAUAGAUAGGCAUUAUGGGAGAUGUAGUGAACUCUGCGAUGUCACUCUUUUGACUUUUUUUUUUUUUUCAAGUUGCAUGAAUUCAAAUGGUAACUGAGUGAAUCUAUGAAUUUUCUAGGGGUUGAUUUACCCUCUCAUUCAUCAGUAGCAUUUGCCAGACUUAAUCUUUUACUGAAAUUGCGUUAUGUUUUAGUGCUGCGUUAGUACACAAGUGAUUGGUGGUCAGUGACCCAUACUUCCUCAGGUACAUGGUGACACGAUGAUGACAGACCCACCCAAGGGUGACUUGGUUCCAAAACCAGUUGAAGUUUCAGACUGACAUUAAUACUUAUUUUUUGUUUAUUUAUUUUGGUGAUUGCAGAUUUUUCUUAAAAUGUUCUCAUGCAUGACUCUAUCUGGAAUGGUUGUUUUGCGACUGUCCUCUGUGCAUUUGCUAUUAUCAUUGCUUUGUUGUGUGCACAGUUUUCAAUAUUUCAAAAUCAAUGCCUUCAAAAAAAGAUUUGUGUAAUAAACGUUGCACAUAUCUACCAUGGCCCUUUAAAAUGCAUAUUGCCAAAUGUAUUUAUGAAAUGCAUUUAUGAACACAAAUUAUUGUGUGUGUGUGUGUCUGUGUGUAUGGCGAGUAAAAGACAGAGAGAAAUGUUACUGUUGGCACAAAACAAAAGGCUUGCGAAUUAAGGCUACUGUGCAGCAGACAAGCUCCAUUUUGGCUCUCACCCUGAAAAAGGAUAACAGCAAUGACACGCUGUGUUAUAUAAAGCAAACUCUGCUUUAAUUAAGCUCAUGACGAGCUGGAACUGGCAGCAAAGCAUCCUGAAUGAAUACUGCAAUGGCUGCUGGGAAGCCAAAAGCAGACCCGUACGUCCCACUGCUGGCACCCAGACCAUCAGCUGAAAAGUUACACCCCCUAGGACCACGCUGUCACUGUAAAAAUGUCAACGAAUUUUACGGUAAAGUCUGUAAGAUAGCGAAAAUAGCCGAAAUGUAAAUAAACGCAUUCUUAUUGACGGUGAAACAUCGUAACAUGGUUUAUAGGGUACGUGAGUUCCAAUAUAGUUCUAACAACCCAAUUGCCAGUAAUUCUCUGUAAAAUAUAUCUUUUUUUACAGUGCAGAUGAUUCUGUCAUCUUUAACCCCAACAAGUUCAUUUUCAGAGCUUUUGGAAAGAGAGCAAAAAACAAUUAUCUGUGUUACUGCAAUUUGAAGAAAUGGCUAAGAGGCAUGAAUGUGGAUUUGAAUGCUUAUGAAAAUGUUUAAUCAUUCAUGAAUGCAUAUUUAUAUUUUUAAUGAGUGUUAUUAAUUGUAUUAAUAUGCUUAUCAUCAAUGGGUUUUU
Molecule: messenger RNA, 8259 nt
Organism: Anguilla rostrata (American eel)
Lineage: Eukaryota; Metazoa; Chordata; Actinopteri; Anguilliformes; Anguillidae
Product: diacylglycerol lipase-alpha-like
Exons: 20
Coding region: 958-4320 (1120 amino acids)
Biological process (GO): arachidonate metabolic process; diacylglycerol catabolic process; retrograde trans-synaptic signaling by endocannabinoid
Cellular component (GO): dendrite membrane; postsynaptic membrane; cytoplasm
Molecular function (GO): lipoprotein lipase activity
Source: RefSeq, a predicted model, not a curated record